GUGAUAAAGAUUAAUUUCUGUAACAACGAAUGUGUAGCCGAAUGGUGACAUUGUUAUUGUUCUGAUUUUAUAUUCCUUCGGCCUCGGUUUGUUUUAAUUCUUGUUUGCAUUAAUUAUCCCUAUUAUCUUCAAGAAUUGUUGGUUAAUAUUGCUUGUAAAACUACGGCUAUCUUUGUGUUAUCAUCAUUAAUAACAAGUCACAAUCAUAGGUACAUUGGAAUUUGAAAUUAUAUUUAUGUAGUAAAGAAAAUUUAGUGAUAGAUUAUAAUUUUUUCGUUAAUCAUACAUAUGAUCGAUUUGCUCAUAGGUGUUUGUUGAUUUCUGUACAUUGCCCGCAGUCAUGAGUGAGCGUCCACAGCCACUGAAAGCCAUCAACAGGCUGUUCGAAGGCAAGGAGCCAUGGCAAAUUGUCACGAUGACCGCAUCGUCAGUGCUCGCCAUCGUGUGGGCACAUAGUCUGUACAAUGCCAAAGAUAGUGUCACAACGCGCAUGCGGCGCGAAUUCUUCAGAUGGCUUCGUCAAGUGCCAUUAGUGAGGAGGAAGAUUGAGGAGAAAAUGACGGACAUCAAACAAGGCUUCAAGAAAGACGUGGUCAAACGGCUGGCCGGGGUCAACAUACGGAGGGAACUACCAGAAAAUGGACUCACUGCGGAACAGAUUAGAGAAGAGGUUAUGGAUCAUCUCCAUUUAGGCGCAUACGACUGGAAGAGCGGCAACGUAUCCGGCGCUAUCUACCAUUUGAACGACGAGAUCGUGAAGGUGGCGUGUGAAGCGUACUCACAAACCGCGUACACAAAUCCACUACACGCGGACGUGUUCCCCGGAAUCAACAAGAUGGAGAGCGAGGUCGUCAGGAUGGCCGUCAAUCUGUUCCAUGGCGACGCUCAGUGUUGUGGCACGAUCACAACGGGCGGUACAGAGUCCAUAAUAAUGGCGUGCAAAGCGUUCCGUGACCUCGCUUACAGCAAAGGUAUAUCCAACCCGCAGAUUGUGGUACCCACGACAGUUCAUUGCGCUUUUGAUAAGGCCGCCCAAUAUUUGGGCUUGUCUGUGAAGAGUGUACGAGUGGAUCCUGACACUUUGGAGGUGGAUGUGGAUGCUGUGAGGAGGGCUGUCGGCAGGAGGACUUGUUUGAUAGUAGGCUCAGCGCCGAACUUCCCCUACGGUACCAUGGACAAUAUCGCCGCUUUAUCAGACAUCGCGAUAGAGUACGACGUUCCUCUCCACGUGGACGCUUGUCUGGGCGGAUUCCUGGCCGCUUUCAUGACCCAGGCUGGUCAUCAAGUGCCUGUGUUCGACUUCAGGUUGCCAGGAGUCGCUAGUAUAUCUGCGGAUACGCAUAAGUACGGAUACGCGCCUAAAGGUACAUCCGUAAUACUGUACAGGAAGCCAGAAUACAGACAUCACCAAUACACGGUGACAACUGAAUGGCCAGGCGGCGUUUAUGGAUCACCCACAGUCAAUGGCAGCCGCGCCGGCGGCUUGAUAGCGGCGUGCUGGGCCACCAUGAUGUUCGUGGGCCGAGACAGAUACGUCCGGAUGACUGACGAGAUAGUCAGGACCGCCAGAUAUGUGGAGGACGAAUUACGUAAAAUUGAUGGAAUUUUCGUGUUCGGAAAACCUGCUACGUCGGUGAUAGCUUUUGGUUCUAAGAAGUUCGACAUUUUCCAAAUGGCCGACUUGUUGCACAAGAAAGGAUGGAGUUUGAACGCUUUGCAGUUCCCUUCAGGCGUCCACAUCUGCAUAACUCAUGCGCACACGCAGGCGGGCGUGGCGGAGAGGUUCGUGUCCGACGUGUCGGCGGCCGCUGCGCACUGCGGCCGGCACGCGGGGGAGCCUGUACACGGGAAGAUGGCAAUAUACGGGGUAGCACAAGAGAUUCCAGACAGGAGCCUAGUCUCGGACAUCACAAAACACUUCAUUGACUCAAUGUACUAUCUUCCCGAACCGGGAGACGAGAAUUUAUAAAGCUAUUGGUUUAUUCCCGCGGGAAUUUUGACAUUAAAUAUUCUAAAUAUGGACCGAUGUCAAAAGUGGUUGCUUUGAUGGGCCGCUCAUUAGCGUAGCAGAUUUUCGCAUUUAUAAUAUUAAUAUGGGUUUUAAUGAUUUCCGAUUCAGAUUUAAAAGUAGGUAUUUAAAAAACAAAUACAAUCUAAAAAUAGUCUGUCAAUAAAAUUGCGUUCUAUCCAUGCACUUUUGUCUCCAACAGUACAUACUUAUUGUUGUUAAAGUUUGACCAGAAAUAUAGCAGAUUUGUUAAUGAGGGCGCUAGUUCUUUGUUUCAUAAAGCAAUGCCAAAUACUUAUGUCAUAUGGCUCGCCGUAAAAAUUCACAAAAAAAAAGUGGCUUCUCUCCCCUUAAAGGGAUUUUUUAUACCAGUUUCUAAGUAGUACUAUACCUAACACAUUCAAAUGAACGCGGUUUCCUCAGAUGUGUUGAUUUUUUAUUUCAGAGCAAUAGUUUUCUCGUUUUGUGAGUACAAACGUACAGACAGACAGACUGAAUAUCUAAAAUCACAUUUUUGGCUUCUGCUGGUCCUAUAAAGAUCCCCCUUUCCCUAUCUUUUUAAUUUUUCGCAAUAUGGCGAAUUAUGCCAUAUUUCUGGUCAAAUUGUUCAAUGUUGAUUUUGAAUCACAAGAUUAUUUUAAGAUACGUAUCUUAGUCUAAAAGUUAUGCGUGCCAAUAAUCCUUAGGCUUUAAAUGUAGUUUAUCAAAAAAAGUUCAAAAAGUUAGCAAGAACACUCGCAAACUGUUGUUAAACUUAAAAAAAUAUUAUUGAAAUGGAUAUUGAAGUGUUUCGAACAUAUUUUAUAGGUUACUCCAUACAAUUUUUUUCUGGUCACAUAAUAAUUAACUAUUUAAUAAUAUUUAAUGACUGUUUUACUAAUUUCUAAAUGGUAUAAUAAUAGCUGGUACGAGAUGUUUUUUUUUUGUAUAUCUUGAUCAUGAUCACAAAUAAAGAUGUGAAAUGUGUAUAAUAUGUUUUACCGAUUAAGUCAAUUUGUAUUUAACUAUAUAAUGUUGUUACAAUAAAAUCACAUUUAUGCA
Molecule: messenger RNA, 3049 nt
Organism: Amyelois transitella
Lineage: Eukaryota; Metazoa; Arthropoda; Insecta; Lepidoptera; Pyralidae
Gene: Sply
Product: sphingosine-1-phosphate lyase
Exons: 11
Coding region: 341-1969 (542 amino acids)
Biological process (GO): sphingolipid catabolic process; carboxylic acid metabolic process
Cellular component (GO): endoplasmic reticulum
Molecular function (GO): sphinganine-1-phosphate aldolase activity; pyridoxal phosphate binding
Source: RefSeq, a predicted model, not a curated record